Messenger RNA from Oncorhynchus nerka (sockeye salmon), 6063 nucleotides. It is a transcript of the gene olfm3a, whose product is annotated as olfactomedin 3a. NCBI's taxonomy places the organism in Eukaryota, Metazoa, Chordata, Actinopteri, Salmoniformes, Salmonidae. The transcript is spliced from 5 exons. Gene Ontology annotation, biological process: signal transduction. Bases 4086 to 5300 code for a protein of 404 amino acids. The record is from RefSeq and is a predicted model, not a curated record.
AGCUACAGAGAUGGAGAGAGAGGAACAGAACAAACAAACAAUGCGCUCAUCCACAACAUUGAUAAGUAUAAUAAUUAUUGUAUCUCUCAAAUAUGAACAUUGACAAGUGUGAAAUGCAUGCACCAAGACAGAAGUUAAUUUGUGUGUCGACCCACAUUGUUAACUUAUCUUAUAAUGGCGCAGGGAGGAGUGAUGAAUAUGUGUGUGCGUUAAAGAACCAAAUGCUGCCCGCGGCCAGUGACGGACUUCUACGUCACAGACAUACACAGUAAAAAGGGGACUCUUUGAAUUGAUUUUGUUCAAUGUGGAUACAAAACAACACAGAGGAGCAGAGAGAGAAAAAAAACAUGUUUGGACAAGGAAGAGGCGUAGUUGGACCAGGGAGAGAAGUAGCUGGACCAGGCAGAGGAGUAGUUGGACAAGGACAAGUGAGAAGGAGAGGUAGGGGGAGAGGAGUAAGAAUGCGUGGUGGUGUUCAAAGGAGAGUAUGAGCUGUUGUCACUGAUGAAAUAAGAGCCACCAUCAUAGACCAUGUGAUAAAACAUGGUCUAUCACUGAGAGAGGCUGGUGAAAGAGUCCACUCUAAUACCAUGGCCUAUCACUGAGAGAGAUUAGUGAAAGAGUCCAGCCUAAUACGAUGGUCUAUCACUGAGAGAGAUUAGUGAAAGAGUCCAGCCUAAUACCAUGGUCUAUCACUGAGAGAGGCUGGUGAAAGAGUCCAGCCUAAUAUGAUGGUCUAUCACUGAGAGAGGCUGGUGAAAGAGUCCAGCCUAAUACGAUGGUCUAUCACUGAGCGAGGCUGGUGAAAGAGUCCACCCUAAUAUCAUGGUCUAUCACUGAGAGAGGCUGGUGAAAGAGUCCAGUCUAAUACCAUGGUCUAUCACAGAGAGAGGCUGGUGAAAGAGUCCAGCCUAAUACCAUGGUAUAUCACUGAGAGAGGCUGAUGAAAGAGUCCAGUCUAAUACCAUGGUCUAUCACAGAGAGAGGCUGGUGAAAGAGUCCAGUCUAAUUCCAUGGUAUAUCACUGAGAGAGGCUGGUGAAAGAUUCCAGCCUAAUACCAUGGUCUAUCACUGAGAGAGACUGUUGAAAGAGUUGUAUUUUUGUUCCUCUAAAGGACGCAACGUCUUCCUCCCUCUGGGGGAAGAGGAAAGUUCCUCAGUGAAGACCAAGAGCAUGCCAUUGUAGGAUUGGUCAUUGCUGACAAUGCAAUAAAACUGAGAGAAAUUCAGACCAUUGUAGAGGACAACCUGGUAUUUCACAAUGUGGAAAUCAUCAGCCUGACUACCAUUGUUCAGACUCUGACCAAACAUAGAGUUCGAAUGAAACAGUUGUACACGAUUCCUUUUGAAAGGAACAUUGAGCUGGUCAAGGAACUCCGGCACCAAUACGUCCAGAGAGUCAUGGAGUUGAAGGCUAAACAGACCCCACAUGAAAUCAUUUAUGAAGAUGAGGCAGGGUUUAAACGGACAAAAACACGUCGGAGGGGAAGCAACAUCACCGGGAAAAGGGCCACCGUUGAUGGGUCAGAGGGGAGCAAAUAUCACAAUGUGUGCUGCAGUCUGGAGUGCUGGUCUGGUCCUGCAGAAAUGCCAGAUUGGUCCCUACAACACUGAGCGCUUUCUUUUGACCUCCACCAACAACUGGUGCCAGAAGCAGAAAGGGAACAGCUGGGAGGAAACUUGAGGACAUUUGUGAUUGCAUGGGACAAUGUAGCAUUCCACCAUUCACAUGCAAUCACAAACUGGUCUGCAGCCCAUCCAAGAAUGGUUUCCCUUUUCCUCCCCACUUCUCACCUUUCCUCUCCACUUCUCACCUUUCCUCCCCACUUCUCACCUUUCCUCAACACCAUUGAGGAAUCUUUUCUGCCUGGAGGUGGAAAGUGUAUGAUCAUCGGCCACAUGACAAAAUCCCCUCCUGGAUGCAAUGGAUGCCGGCUGCAGAGACCUCUCAGCUGAAGACUGCCAGGGGUGGAUGAGGCAGGCCAAGCGUUUCUAUCCAAGGUGCUGAGACAUCUCAGCUGAAGACUGCCAGGGGCGGAUGAGGCAGGCCAAGCGUUUCUAUCCAAGGUGCAGAGACCUCUCAGCUGAAGACUGCCAGGGGCGGAUGAGGCAGGCCAAGCGUUUCUAUCCAAGGUGCUGAGACAUCUCAGCUGAAGACUGCCAGGGGUGGAUGAGGCAGGCCAAGCGUUUCUAUCCAAGGUGCAGAGACAUCUCAGCUGAAGACUGCCAGGGGCGGAUGAGGCAGGCCAAGCGUUUCUAUCCAAGGUGCAGAGACAUCUCAGCUGAAGACUGCCAGGGGCGGAUGAGGCAGGCCAAGCGUUUCUAUCCAAGGUGCAGAGACAUCUCAGCUGAAGACUGCCAGGGGUGGAUGAGGCAGGCCAAGCGUUUCUAUCCAAGGUGCAGAGACAUCUCAGCUGAAGACUGCCAGGGGCGGAUAAGGCAGGCCAAGCGUUUCUAUCCAAGGUGCAGAGACAUCUCAGCUGAAGACUGCCAGGGGCGGAUGAGGCAGGCCAAGCGUUUCUAUCCAAGGUGCAGAGACAUCUCAGCUGAAGACUGCCAGGGGUGGAUAAGGCAGGCCAAGCGUUUCUAUCCAAGGUGCAGAGACAUCUCAGCUGAAGACUGCCAGGGGUGGAUGAGGCAGGCCAAGCGUUUCUAUCCAAGGUGCAGAGACAUCUCAGCUGAAGACUGCCAGGGGUGGAUGAGGCAGGCCAAGCGUUUCUAUCCAAGGUGCUGAGACAUCUCAGCUGAAGACUGCCAGGGGUGGAUAAGGCAGGCCAAGCGUUUCUAUCCAAGGUGCAGAGACAUCUCAGCUGAAGACUGCCAGGGGUGGAUAAGGCAGGCCAAACGUUUCUAUCUAAGGUGCAUAGCGAGAGACGACAUAAGAUGUGAUGUGGACAAGAACAUGUGGCCAAAAUGCUGAAGGUGGUAUAGAUUAGAACAGGACUGGACAUGUUUGUGUUUUUUCCCUUCUCUGCCUUUUUUACAGUAAUUGUGUUUUAUUUUUACACAUUGGGAACCAAAAGUCAUGUAUGUUGGAUUUUUUUUUUAUCACUGGCAGCAAUUUCAUGUUGCUAAAUAAAGCUUUUACUGCAGCAAUUCUGUCACUUACUAUUCUUUUCUAUUGUACAUUAUACAAAAUAAAGAUGACUCAUUCACUUUUAGAUAGUGUGUUGCCAAAAAUGCACACAAUUGACACUCAACCCAAAAAUGUAGAGUGGUUUACAGUAAAUGGAAACUGAAUUAAAAAGAACAAUGGAUUUCAUAUUGUCUAUUGUAAAUGGAAACUGAAUUAAAAAGAACAAUGGAUUUCAUAUUGUCUAUUGUAUGCAGGUUCUGAAACAUGAAAAGUAUUGCAGUUUUUGUAAUGCCAUCAACUGUUAGUAUUUUGAAAGUCAUUGUGCUAUGAUUGACGAUAUGUUCCUCGUGGAUAGAAAACAUGUGCUAGUGUUUUGACAGAAUGAUUAGAUAUUGAGUCGGGUUUGACGUGUUUUGAUAGAGUUAGUGUACGUCGAGAAAGUUUUUUUGCAUUUUGAAAUGUAGAGAUGGUAUUUAAUGAACAAAAUGAGGUUUUGAGCAGAAAAUGAACUAUUUGACUAAUUGUGUGACGUAGGUGUGUUGCUAUGUUAAGAGUUUAUAAAAAAGUACCUUAACUAUAGGUAAACGCUUGUUAGCAAUCGUUAAAAAAAGUUUUUAAAGUUUUUAAAGACUGUAAGCCAUGCUUUGUUGUGAAUGGGAGAAUGGGAGUGUGAUACCUAAACCCGAGUUAGCCUAAGGAUCUCAAGUUAGGAGUCAGUUCAGGAGUCCGUGUUGGCCCAGACAUGUUUGAGACGGUUGUAUAGAUUUGAUUUAGCCUGGUCCCAGAUAUGUUUGUGCUGUCUUGCCAGCUCCUAUGGUCAUUGACAUGCACAACACAAAUAGAUCUUGGACCAGGCUGGAUGUGCUUGUCUUAUUUGCUGUGGUCCAGGUGCAGAACAUCUUUCAGAUGGUUGUUGGACAUGUGUUUGUCUUGUUGGUAAAACUUUACUUACGAUGAUGGUAUGUAACAUUCAUAAAGUAUUCAUAAAACCUUGAUAUCCAUGACAUGAAUGUCUAUACUUCUCUGUUACAACAUAUACAGUAUUUACCCUACUCUGGUCCAGGUGCAGAACAUGUCCCAGUCAAUUGAGGUGUUGAACCUACGGACUCAGAGGGACUUCCAGUAUGUCAUGAAGAUGGAGAAUCAGAUGAAAGGGCUCCGGACCAAGUUCAGACAGGUAGAAGAUGACAGGAAGACUAUUAUGGCCAAGAACUUCCAGGAGCUUAAGGAGAAGAUGGAUGAGCUGCAGCCUCUGAUCCCUGUGUUGGAGCAGUACAAGACAGAUGCCCAGCUCAUCUCCUCCUUUAAAGAGGAGAUCAGAAACCUGUCCAUGGUGCUCACAGCUAUCCAGGAGGAGAUGGGGGCAUACGACUAUGACGAGCUCUACCAGAGGGUGCUGAGACUGGACAGCAGGCUCCGCAACUGCAUGGGCAAACUCACAUGUGGGAAAUUAAUGAAAAUCACUGGACCUGUAACAAUAAAGACAUCUGGCACCCGGUUUGGGGCAUGGAUGACUGAUCCACAGGCCUCUCAGAGAAACAACAGGGUCUGGUACAUGGACAGCUACACCAACAGUAAGAUUGUCCGUGAGUACAAGACCAUGGAAGACUUUGUGGCUAAUGUGGUGUCUCGAACCUACAACCUUCCAUUUAAAUGGGAGGGAACCGGUCACGUGGUAUACAAUGGGUCCCUGUACUACAACAAGUACCAGAGCAACAUCAUCGUGAAGUACAGUUUUGAGACGGGUCGGGUGCUGGCUCAGCGGGCUCUGGAGUACGCCGGCUUCCACAAUACCUACCCCUACUCCUGGGGCGGAUACUCCGACAUCGAUGUCAUGGCCGACGAACUGGGCAUGUGGGUGGUGUACGCAACCAAUCAGAACGCGGGAAAUAUUGUCAUCGCCCAGAUGGACCCGGACACCCUGGAAGUCCAGAAGACAUGGAACACGGAAUAUUCCAAACGGAAUGCGGGGGAAUCCUUCAUGAUCUGCGGAACACUCUACAUCACCAACUCUCACCUGACGGGUGCUAAGGUCUACUACUCAUACUCCACCAAGACCUCCAGCUAUGAGUACACAGACAUCCCCUUCCACAACCAGUACUUUCACAUGUCCAUGUUAGACUAUAACGCCAGGGAGAGGGCGCUCUAUGCCUGGAACAAUGGACACCAGGUGCUGUUCAAUGUCACUCUGUUCCACGUCAUCAAAACCGAAGAUGACUCCUAGAAGAGAAAUGAGAACAAAUGUCAGAUGUCCUCAUAUGGACAACAUACAAAUGAGAACAACAACUCUCAAAGAGAAAGCACCAUCAUUUGUGAUAUACAAGGGACCUUGUACUAACUCCCUUGUUCAUAUUUUUUCUUCUCCUCCCUAAAAUGAACUGUGCUGUCUUUACAUUGCCAUUACUUGAAGAAAUCACCUUUUUGUAUUUUCUGGGCCAGAACACUUGAACACGGACAGAAUGGCAUUCCGUUUCCAUUCUUCCUUUUUUAACUUCUUACAUCGCUGCUGAAAAGACGACUUUACUGUAUGGCCUUAUUCACUGCUGUCUUUUGGAUCCGUAUCAGCCGAAGGCUCUAGAUUGCUUUUGUGCAUGAAUGUCUGACAUUUUGUCUGAUGUAAUUUAUGAUGAUAUAUUAGCUACGUUCCUGUUCUAGACAUGUCCUUUAGUUCUCACAGUGUUUGUGGUGAUGUCUAUUUAAAGUAUUUAAACCGGGGAGGUUGAAGAUCAUCCCCUCCAGACUAUUUGCUGCCAUGUAUGUAGAGGUAAUUUAUAACAAAGCAAAAUGGACAGUCUUAUCAACUUAUUAAAAAUAUUGCAGUAACAAUUUUAUGUCUCUAUGUGAGAGUUAAGUCCAUAUAUUUUAUAAAAUACUGUAUCAUAAAAGCGUAUCUGUUUUUAUUUGUCCAUGUUGAAUAAGGCAAUACAUACUCUUAUAGUAAAAACUGAAAUGAACCAAUCCAGCACCAAAUAAAUCCUAUGCUUUUA